Molecule: messenger RNA, 1687 nt
Organism: Triticum dicoccoides
Lineage: Eukaryota; Viridiplantae; Streptophyta; Magnoliopsida; Poales; Poaceae
Exons: 6
Coding region: 45-1424 (459 amino acids)
Source: RefSeq, a predicted model, not a curated record
GCAAACCCACCUGCGCCACCACUUCGCCACCACCGCUUCCCCCGAUGCCGUCGUCGACGAUCCGGAGCAUCUCCAUCACAGUAUCUGACGACGACGGCGCCGCGGCGCCCCGGCGUACCCGCGCCGGUCGACGGAAGGUGGCGCGCAGCUUGGGGCAGCGCGCCGUGCGGCUCGUGGCCCGGUGGUGGCCUAUCCUCCUGCUCCUCCCGGCCGUCGCGCUGCUACUCUUCGAGGCCUCCCGGCUCCGUGCCUCUCCGAGCCCCGCCCCGCCAGUAUCGAGCAGCCUUGGCCGCCUAGACCCGACCACGCGCCUCGUCCAUGGCGUGCGCGAGCCGUGCCUGAAGGUUCUUAGCCCGAAGAGUAUAGAAAAUUUGGUAUUUCAUGAAGGCUCGGGACUUGAUGCUGUGGUCAAGAGGAUUAUAUACAAAACUGACGAUGACGACUAUGACUCACACCACUCUGAGGCAAACUCUACCUAUUUACUGCAGCACGCAGAAGCUACCAGAUUCAAUUUGUUUACAGGAUUCCAAACAGUUCCUGAAAGAGAAGAGAGCUUCAAGGUGAAUGAGACUGUUAGUGUGCACUGUGGUUUCUAUAGUGACAAUGGCGGUUUCAAAAUUUCGGAUGAUGAUGUCAGAUACAUGAGAACCUGUAAAGUUGUUGUGUCUACCUGCGCAUUCGGUGGCGGGGAUGAUCUAUAUCAACCUAUUGGAAUGGUCAAUUCUUCUAUUGGAAAGGUCUGCUAUGUGGCUUUCUGGGAUGCGGUCACACUAUCAACUCAAGAAGCUGAAGGAAAAUUAACUGGCGACAAUGAAAUGAUAGGAAGGUGGCGUAUCAUUGUUGUCAAGAAUCUCCCCUUUGUGGAUCAACGUUUAAAUGGGAAAAUACCGAAGAUGUUGACUCACCGACUUUUCCCAGAAGCAAGUUACUCUAUAUGGGUAGACUCUAAAUACCAGUUCAGAAGAGAUCCAAUAGGAGUGCUUGAAGCACUUCUUUGGAGGACAAACUCUACCUUUGCUAUUUCUGAACAUGGAGCACGGACUAACAUUUAUGAUGAGGGGAAAGCGAUUGUUCAAAAGCACAAGGCUACUCCUGAAGAAGUAGAGGUUCAGCUAACUCAAUAUCGUCAAGACGGCAUGCCAGAUGAAAAAAGACUACAUGGAUUAAAAGCUUUGGCUGAAGCUUCUAUCAUUGUGAGGGAGCUGACCCCAUUGACGAAUCAUUUCAUGUGUGCUUGGUUCAAUGAAGUUGUUCGUUUCACAUCUCGGGAUCAACUCAGUUUUCCGUAUGUACUAUGGCGUCUAAACAUGCCAGGAAUCAACAUGUUUCCUGUGUGCACUCGAAGGGACCUUGUGAACAGUUUGGGUCACACAAGGAAAGUAAAACCUCUUACACAGACGAAUUCAGAUUCUUCCACGGCAUGACCUUUCUUCUUGUUCAUUUGCGGACAGUCAACUAACCGGUGGUUUACGUGGUUCUAGGCUUCCACUUGUCUUGAUCCACAGUUUUGUUGUAAAUUAUUCUUUUGAUUUUCUUCCUCGAGAAACAUCAUGACUUGGUUGUACAAGGACUUGCACCUGUUACACGUCAAAAGCUGUUGCUUUUCUGUAUGUUGACAUUAUUACCUGUACAAAUCACGUUUUCUUUUGGUUGGAAGGAGCACUAUUCUGGUUCCAUUUUACAAGUA